Messenger RNA from Symbiodinium natans, 915 nucleotides. NCBI's taxonomy places the organism in Eukaryota, Dinophyceae, Suessiales, Symbiodiniaceae. The record is from the annotation of a GenBank genome assembly.
AUGACUGGAGAUGUGGUUGCGGGUCCUGUUCGGCACAACGUUGAGGAGAUAGGACGGCACCAGGCGAACUGGAACCUGGGCGAUCGUGCUGAAACAUGCCCCGUCGAGGAAGGCUUGUACGUUCAGGUGACCACCCAGGCCUUGCCAAGAGAGGUCGUGAACGUUUCGAUCCCAAAGUACUUUCGCACGGAGGACAAUAGACAGUGGAGAAGAAAUGGAGGUGGCUCAUGGAGGUUAAUGGCAUGCAGUGAACGUUUGCUUUCGAGCGAAGAGGGAGCACAACUCACUCAGCGCUCGUCACUUCUCAUCAUCCCGUCGGAACUUCGUUGGUUGUUCAGGCUUGUGCCGAACAAUCAGCCGUACCAGCACGGGAAGUCAUGCCAUGCGAACUUGUAUGCAGAGAGGUUCUGCACAUGGCCGGGUUGUGGACAAGGACCCUCUUUGUUGGCUCCUCAUUCGGGCCGAGAAUCGAGGCCAGGAAGAGUUGUAGAGUGGUCCAGACCUCCCGCUUCCGGCCGAGAAUCGGAGUCUGCAAGACGCUGCAAGACAACCGCGGGAUCCAAUCCAUGGUCUCGAGCAGGGCCCUUGCUCCAGCAGUCCGGCGUCCUUCGGCUCCUCCCAACCGUGCAUGUUUCGAGCUGGAGCCAAGCUGGCUCAUCAGCCAUGAAAAGCUCCAGGCUUUCAAGGCGUUUUCUUAGUGCUUGUGAAAACGCCAUUUGGCAAAGAUCGCGCAUCGUUCCUGUCUUGCGCAGCCAUCCCACAGUGGACAUGAUCUCGAGCCAAGUCUGGCAAAAUUCUUGGGCAUCUUUUGGCUUGCCCUCCGCCAUCCCUGAAGGCCCCAGAUCCUUGAGCCAGGAAAGGAUGGCCCAUCCUUCCUUCUUUGCCCCUCGUCUUUCCGCUCCGGUCGGGGUCUAG